AUGAUAUCCAACGAUAGUUGCAACUUCUUCCAGUGGUUUAACCCAACAUUGCCAAAACACUACAAGGAUACGUUAUGGAAAAUGAAACUUACGAUCGACGACCUUUUGGUUAGGAAUGGUCAAGUUGUUGAGCUGCAGAAUAAGAUGGAGAAGCACAAGCUGCUUAGGAAAAGUGAGAAGGAACUUGCUGGAUCUAGGAUCCAAGAACUACUCAUUGAGAUUGAAAGGUUGAAGAAGAUGUUAAAAAAAGGUUGUUUUAAUUGCUCUAGUUUGCUUACUAUUUGUGGUCAUGAAAUUUAA
Lactuca saligna is the source of this 300-nucleotide messenger RNA. The record is from the annotation of a GenBank genome assembly. Lineage: Eukaryota; Viridiplantae; Streptophyta; Magnoliopsida; Asterales; Asteraceae.